Messenger RNA from Elephantulus edwardii (Cape elephant shrew), 1323 nucleotides. It is a transcript of the gene SETD4, whose product is annotated as SET domain containing 4. Lineage: Eukaryota; Metazoa; Chordata; Mammalia; Macroscelidea; Macroscelididae. The record is from RefSeq and is a predicted model, not a curated record. Gene Ontology annotation, biological process: peptidyl-lysine trimethylation; peptidyl-lysine monomethylation; peptidyl-lysine dimethylation. Gene Ontology annotation, molecular function: protein binding; transcription coactivator activity; histone H3K36 methyltransferase activity. Bases 1 to 1323 code for a protein of 440 amino acids. The transcript is spliced from 10 exons.
AUGCAGAAGGGAAGAGGGAGAACAAGCCGCAUCCGAAGACGAAGACUUUUCAGAAGUUCCGAGUCAAGAGGAGUGAAUGAAAGCAACAAGCCUGAGUUUAUAGAGCUUAAGAAGUGGCUGAAAGAUAGGAAGUUUGAAGAUACACAUUUAAUACCUGCUCGUUUUCCAGAUACAGGAAGAGGGCUGAUGAGCAAAACAUCCCUGCAGGCUGGACAGCUGAUUAUUUCCUUGCCUGAGAGUUGCCUGCUCACCACGGACACGGUGAUUAGAAGCUACCUAGGGGCAUACAUUACUAAGUGGAAGCCCCUUCCUUCUCCCCUCCUGGCUCUGUGCACUUUCCUAGUCUCAGAAAAGCAUGCUGGGGACCGGUCCCCCUGGAAGCCUUACCUGGACACUCUCCCCAAGGCCUAUACUUGCCCUGUUUGCUUGGAAUCGAGAGUGGUCAAUCUUCUUCCCAGACCUUUAAGAGCAAAGGCUCAAGAGCAAAGGACUCGUGUUCAGGAGUUUUUCACCUCUUCCAGAGACUUUUUCUCCUCCUUGCAGCCGCUCUUCUCGCAGGCAGUUGAAAGCAUCUUCACCUACAGCGCCCUCCUGUGGGCGUGGUGCACUGUUAACACCAGGGCCGUGUACCUGAGUCACGGGCAGCGCAGCUGCUUCUCCUCAGAGCCAGACACGUGUGCGCUUGCCCCGUACCUAGAUCUGCUGAACCAUAGUCCAGACGUACAGGUAAAAGCAGCAUAUAAUGAGGAGACUCACUGCUAUGAAAUUAGAACAGCUUCCAGUUGUAGAAAAUAUGAAGAGGUAUUCAUCUGCUAUGGCCCCCAUGAUAACCACCGCCUGCUCUUGGAAUAUGGAUUUGUUUCCACCCAGAAUCCUCAUGCGUGUGUUUAUGUCUCAAAAGAUAUACUUGUUAAAUAUCUCCCAUCAACAGAUAAGCAGAUGAACAAAAAGAUUUCACUUCUAAAGGACCAUGGCUUUAUAGAGAAUUUGACAUUUGGAUGGGAUGGGCCAUCUUGGCGAUUACUCACGGCUCUCAAGUUGUUAUGUCUGGAAGCAAGAGAAUUUACAUGUUGGAAAAAAGUACUUCUUGGUGAAGUAAUUUCAGAUACAAAUGAGAAGACAAGUUUAGACAUAACCUGGAAAAUAUGCUCUUAUUUUAUAGAGGAAUCUAAUGCUAUGCUUCAAAAGGUUUCUCGCAUGAAGGAUGAAGAAGUGGAUUUGAUCAGCCAACUAACUUUAGUAGAAACUUUGUGGACAGAAGAGCUAAAGAUUCUACAGGCUUCUGCCGCUAUUCUAAGCAGUUUGCAAACAGCGUUUACCUAA